This is a messenger RNA of Sphaerodactylus townsendi, 1942 nucleotides long. RefSeq names its product stathmin 2 (gene STMN2). The transcript is spliced from 5 exons. Gene Ontology annotation, biological process: regulation of microtubule polymerization or depolymerization; neuron projection development; microtubule depolymerization. NCBI's taxonomy places the organism in Eukaryota, Metazoa, Chordata, Lepidosauria, Squamata, Sphaerodactylidae. Bases 132 to 671 code for a protein of 179 amino acids. Gene Ontology annotation, cellular component: cytoplasm; neuron projection; growth cone. The record is from RefSeq and is a predicted model, not a curated record. Gene Ontology annotation, molecular function: tubulin binding.
GCUCCUGCCUCUCUCGCCUUCUUUCGCACAGCCCCACUCUGCUGACUCAGUGCCUUAGUCUUCUCUCUCUCUUCACUGCUGUAGCUGGACCUCUUUGCCUUCACAACCUCUGAGCAUCUGUACGUCUCACAAUGGCUAAAACUGCAAUGGCCUACAAGGAAAAGAUGAAGGAGCUUUCUAUGCUUUCUUUGAUCUGCUCCUGUUUUUAUCCUGAACCUCGCAACAUCAAUAUAUAUACAUAUGAUGAUAUGGAAGUUAAGCAAAUCAAUAAACGUGCUUCUGGCCAAGCUUUUGAAUUGAUCUUAAAGCCACCAUCUCCGGUCUCAGAAGCACCACGAACUUUAGCUUCUCCGAAGAAGAAAGAUGUGUCCCUUGAUGAGAUCCAGAAAAAGCUGGAAGCUGCAGAAGAAAGGAGAAGGUCCCAGGAGGCUCAGGUGCUGAAACAGCUGGCAGAAAAGAGAGAACAUGAACGAGAGGUCCUUCAGAAGGCUUUGGAGGAGAACAAUAACUUCAGUAAAAUGGCAGAGGAAAAACUGAUACAGAAAAUGGAACAGAUCAAAGAAAACCGUGAAGCUAACCUAGCUGCUCUUGUUGAACGCCUUCAGGAGAAGGAGAGGCAUGCUGCAGAAGUCCGCAGAAACAAGGAGCUCCAGGUGGAACUGUCUGGCUGAGCCCAGGAGUGGAGGGAGUGGGAUUGCUCACCACCACUUCCUGAACUCCCCUGCCUAUAUUAUUACAGAUCAUGAGAUAUUAGUAUGGGAAAUGUAUGAUGUGGUUUUAAAAAAGAAUCAAGAACUCAAUUAAAAUGCAGUCUUUGCAGAAUGGUUUGCUUGAUGUUUAAAAUACAACUUGGGUCUUAUUUUGUAAAUACUUACAUUUUUGUUAAAAAAUACAAGUAUUGCAUUAUGCAAGUUAUUUCAUAAUCUUUACAUGUCCUGUAACAGGCUUUUGAUGUUGUCUAUUUUCAUUCAGUUGAAUUUGUUAGAUCUGUUCCUCUGAAGGUUCCUGCAGCAAAAUCCAUCCUUAGCUGUUUUCUUUCCAACUGAACAACCAAGUCAAUAGAACAUCUAUGGUGCUAGAGUCCAGCUAUCGCCUAAUUACCUAGAAUGCUUUGCAAUCAAUAACCUUUAUUAAGACAGUUAGGAGAUUACAGGCAUCGUGAAACACACUCCUUGAACAUUGCGCAAUCAUAACGUAUUUACUAUCUCAACAAUCUACUAUAUAAAACAAUAUUUGCAGUAAUUGUUAACUGCCUUCAGAAGGAAAUAUCUUCUGGUUUUGGAAGAUAAAUGUCAUCAAUAAGGAAGUGAGUGAAAAUAAUCCUGGGCCAUUUUUUAAAAAAGGAUAUUAAAUGCAGUGGAGAGUGACUGGAUCUGGUGCAAAAAAAAGUAUUUUAAGAGGCUGAAUUGCAAACUGUGUCUGAUUUUCCUAUUUAAAAUGCACUUCUAAUAUAUUGCUUAAUUAGAGCCAAGGAGCUCUUGGCCUAGAUGCUGUGAUCUGUUUUAUCUUAGGUCAUAGUCCUGCCUACAGGUGCUGAAAUCAAACAACAGAUACAGUUGUGCAGGCAGGAUUCUAGCAUUAAAUCACUCUGUUUCUUCACAGUACAAGAUGAUCUGUGGAACGUAUUGCACCAGAUUCCAUAAAUUGAUCCAGCCAUAUUCUGUACUUCAGUGUUAAUCUGCCCUGCCUAUUUUUAAAAAGAUACAAGAAAGAAGAGGGCUGAGGCUGCAGAGGUGAUACGCUCGGGUAUUCGUGCCAAGUAUUGCAUCACUUAGCCAGCAUACAUCAGUCCUCUUCCUCUGCAGAUAGCUGCCAGUUUAAAAUUGUUCCUAACCCUCUUGGAAAUUGCUGCCUGCAUAUUCUAGUUCAUUAGUGCUAUUUUUCCUGUAUGUCAUUGUGUGCAAGCUGUGAUUAAUAAAGAAUUGGGGUUCUGUGAACUGAA